GUUUUAUCCAAGUUUUAUCUUUAAGCCUUUCGGGAACUGUUCAUGGUGAUGAAAAAGGUUCCAAAAAUGAUGUAAAUUUUAUAGUUUGACAUAAAAAACUUGAGACUCCUCAACCUCGGGAGCUAGCAUCUAGGGUCCAGUGUAGUAUGAACAUAGUUUACAUACACACAAAUACAAGUACAAUAUUAAAUUACCAAUGGUACCUCACCAACGUAACUUAACCUUCGCCUCAGUUAGUGUUUCAUCAAAUGACAACACAGAGAGCUACACCGACCGUGCAGAGUUUAUAUCAACAUAACUUCAUUUAGCUUUUAUUAUGUGUGCCGUUGUCUGAAGCCAAGUCUUAUUUUAUUUCAUUCAGUGAGAUUAUCUCUCAAAAGUGUCCUGAACAUCCAGGGGAUCCCAGUAAAGCAUUUGCUUUACACGGCAUUUACUAUCUAUCAAUACUAUAAAAAAUUCCCAGAUUAGAGAUAAUGUUUCUAGUUGGAUAAGUAUCUGGAAAGUCUUUGUGCGAACUCUGACAUGUCCGGUCAACUGUGCACAAUUAUUCCAACUGCUUGCUUUUGGUAAAUAAUGGAUGCUUUAAAUUGACAUAACAAAACCCCUUUUAAAUUCUAUAAAUAGUCUUUACAGCCCUUUAGUUCACAAGCAGUUGACACAGCUUUACUUAGCUGUGUCAUCUGCGGGAAAGUUACAAUUUCACAUGGUUUGUUUAUAAUGGCUUUGCGCCAGAGCGGUUCACUCUCCUCAUCGCGCCGGCACCUCACAGAUAUCCGCUCGCGCGUGUGACAUACCAGCCUGGAUAAGCAGGCCCUGUUGCCAUGGCGCUGUCCCCCUAAAAUAGAGGUAGAGCGGGACACUCAAGACAACAACAACUAGCAGGUGCAUUGUACAUGCAGCUGCCCUGGACCACAUAAACAGCGGAGCAAAGCUCGCCUGAGGCAGUCGGAGUAACGAGUCGGCAGAGCAGCAUCACAGAGCCUCGGGAAGCAGACCCGAGGAGAGUGCCGACCGCGUCCAGAGGUUUCGGCCUCACUUUGAAAGUGUUUUUCUGAGACAAGACGUCUGGGAGCUAUAGUCAGUUAUAAAAGAGAACGAAGCACCUAAGAGCUUAAAUAUUUGACACGCCAGGCAGAGACUGAGAGCCAAACAUGGCCAAAAUCACAGCGGAAGAAAUGCCACGGCACUUCCACAGGCUGUCGAUGAACGAGGCGGACGAGCAUGUGCGUCUACAGGCGGAGAAGGUGUAUGCCUUCGCCCUGAAAGAGAACAACAAGGACGCUCUGUCCCUAUUCAACGUGCCGGAGGACUGUCCCAUCGGCCUGCACGAGGACAGGGAGAGGGCGCUGCAGAAGGAGAUGGCCUCACUGCAGUCCCAGGAGUCCGCUAAGAAGAAGAAGAGUUUCAGGUUGAAGCGUUCGCAAACGGUGUCUUCGCAGAUACCCAGCGACGACGACUUGGUCCGCUCCGCGGGGUCCCAGCUGUCCCCGGUACUCGACUCAGACACAACAGAACCUUUGGUCAGAGAGGACUUCCCCGACUUUCAGAGAGUGACCAUCAGUGGGGAUUACUGUGCAGGGAUCACAGUCGAGGAUUAUGAGCAGGCAGCCAAAAGCCUCCUCAAGGCCUUGUUCAUCAGAGAGAAGUACUCCAGACUGGCCUACCACACCUUCCCCAGGACCACCGCCCGAUUCCUCCGAGACGCCGAAAAUGGGAAGUGGCGGGAAGAGGACGAGCUCAUGCCAGACAUCUGGCCUUUCCCUCCCAAAGAAGAGGACCCGUACUCCAUGGAGGGUAUUCCCGAGGACCUAAACUACGAGCUGCAGAUGAAGGACGGCAUAGUUAAUGUUUACGACGACGCCGAAGCCCUGGAGCAACAGCGCCCGCACAACCUCCCGUACCCCGACCUCGAGACCUUCGCCAUAGACCUGAGCCAUGUCCUUGCUAUGAUAGCCGACGGCCCGACGAAAACCUACUGUCACAGGCGUUUGAACUUCUUAGCCUCUAAAUUCUACCUCCACGAAAUGAUGAAUGAAAUGGCCGAGCUCAAAGAGCUGAAAUGUGUUCCACACAGAGACUUUUACAACGUCAGAAAGGUGGACACACACAUUCACGCUGCUGCCUGCAUGAACCAGAAGCAUCUGCUGAAGUUCAUAAAGACCACGUACCAGGAGGAGGCGGAUCGCACGGUCUUGGAGAAGGGCGGUAAGACGUUCAAGCUCAAGGAAGUCUUCCACAAACUCGACAUGGACCCCUAUGACCUCACCGUGGACUCCCUGGACGUGCACGCUGGAAGACAAACAUUUCAUCGCUUUGACAAGUUCAACUCCAAAUACAACCCGGUGGGAGCCAGCGAGCUGCGAGAGAUCUACUUGAAAUCAGACAACUACAUCAAAGGAGAUUACUUUGCACGUCUCGUCAAGGAAGUGUCCAAAGAGCUGGAGGAGAGCAAAUACCAGCACGCCGAGCCUCGGCUGUCCAUCUACGGCCGCUCCCCCGGCGAGUGGGAGAGCCUGGCGACCUGGUUCAUCCAGCACAAGGUCCACUCACCCAACAUGAGGUGGAUGAUCCAAGUUCCAAGGAUCUAUGACAUUUUCAAGUCAAAGAAACAAUUUACAAACUACGCCAAGAUGCUGCAGAACAUUUUCCUCCCACUCUUUGAGGCCACGGUUAAUCCCCGAAAGCACAAAGCAACUCAUGUGUUCCUAAAAUACGUGACUGGAUUCGACAGCGUGGAUGACGAGUCCAAACACAGCGACCACAUGUUCUCUUACAAAAGCCCAAAGCCUGAGGCGUGGACCACGGACGACAACCCCCCUUACACCUACUACUUGUUUUACAUGUACGCCAACAUCAUGGUGCUCAACAACCUGCGCAAGGAGCGAGGACUGAACACCUUCCAGUUUCGACCCCACUGCGGUGAGGCGGGCUCCGUCACCCACCUGGUCUCAGCCUUCCUCACGGCUGACAACAUCUCACAUGGACUCAACCUCAAGAAGAGUCCAGUGUUGCAGUACCUGUACUACCUGGCCCAGGUCCCGAUCGCCAUGUCCCCGCUGAGCAACAACAGCCUGUUUCUGCAGUACUCGAAGAACCCGCUACGAGAGUUCCUUCAGAAAGGCCUUUGUGUGUCGCUGUCUACUGACGACCCCAUGCAGUUCCACUACACCAAGGAGGCACUGAUGGAGGAGUAUGCCAUUGCAGCACAGCUGUGGAAGCUGAGCACCUGUGAUUUGUGUGAGAUAGCCAGAAACAGCGUCUUGCAGAGCGGACUCUCACAUCAGGAGAAGAAACGUUUUAUUGGUCCGAACUACCUCCAGGGCGGACCGCAGGGCAACGACAUUCGGCGGACCAACGUGGCGCAGAUCCGUAUGGCCUACCGCCACGAGACGCUGUGCAACGAGCUCAGCUUCCUGGUGGACGCCGUGAAGACUGAUGUUGCCACUAACCCACCUGAGUGAUUUACGACUGAAUGCGACUGAAUAUAUGACAAAACAAUGUUGGACGAAACAUGAAUUUAGAAAUUAUUAGAAAAAAAGGACUCAUUGAAUUUUCUGAACCGGCUUGUGGACAGAAUCAUUGGUGUCACUUUAUUAUCAUACUGUAUUGAAUGUUACAUCUGUGGACUUUGCCAGUCACUGCGUGCUUUGUUUAAUUGGGAGAGUUUAAUGUUUUCUUUUGACGGAUGUGAAGUGCACUUUGGAUAUAUGAAGGCUGAUUUAGUAACACAAUUAUUCAGAAGCUGAAUGAAAAAGAAUUCUAUUGAAAAGGAGUUAAAUAGCAUCGGCCACACAAACUAAAAUUUGAUCGAGGCUACUUUCGAGGCAGUGGUAAGUUAAUUCUAUAACACUUGCAUUUAUGUUACAAAGGCCUUUCUCUAUCGGAAUAUAGGUCCAAAUAAAUGGAGCUUUAAACUACUUUUGGUAAAACUCCUGCUUAACUCACAACUGUAAAAUAACAGCCUUGUCAUUUCUUUUUUUAUGAUUUUUGUCAUUUUUCAUGGACUUUUGAUAUGUAAAUAAAGGCUUCAAAACAGUCAAA
Molecule: messenger RNA, 4041 nt
Organism: Gasterosteus aculeatus aculeatus (three-spined stickleback)
Lineage: Eukaryota; Metazoa; Chordata; Actinopteri; Perciformes; Gasterosteidae
Product: AMP deaminase 3
Biological process (GO): AMP metabolic process; IMP salvage
Cellular component (GO): cytosol
Molecular function (GO): AMP deaminase activity
Source: RefSeq, a predicted model, not a curated record